Messenger RNA from Durotheca rogersii, 2463 nucleotides. RefSeq names its product major facilitator superfamily domain-containing protein. The coding region runs from base 358 to 2070 and encodes 570 amino acids. NCBI's taxonomy places the organism in Eukaryota, Fungi, Ascomycota, Sordariomycetes, Xylariales, Xylariaceae. Gene Ontology annotation, cellular component: fungal-type vacuole membrane. Gene Ontology annotation, biological process: basic amino acid transport; transmembrane transport. The transcript is spliced from 7 exons. Gene Ontology annotation, molecular function: basic amino acid transmembrane transporter activity. The record is from RefSeq and is a predicted model, not a curated record.
GGGAAGCACGAGGAGACCGGAGCCCCGGCGGAGCGGGGGAAUUCCUGGGCUCCUAGACUCUUCUGUGAUACCCAUCUCAUCCGCCGCGCUGGCUAAUGGUGCUAGUGCAUAAUACACCCUUCCCCUGCUUAUCCCACCAUCCCUCUUCUACUCUGCCAGUUACAUGCAUCGCCUUGGCGCCAUCCAGUUUCCCGCACAGCCAAGUGAAAAAAAAAAAAAACUUGGACACGAUUCGAGUCAUCGCCGUAUAGGAUAUUAUAGCAACUCUCUCCAGGCAUCUCUCUCUCAGCUAUACUUCCAUCACGCUCACUCUUGGAAUCGCAUUGGUGCUCCCGGAAUCGAGAACCCGCUAUUACCAUGACCGUCGCCGCCCCAUCUCCAACGUCGGCCAGUGGCUCAUCUGGCGGGCCGAGCUUUGCGGACGACGACAGCACCGAGCAAGAAGAGACUGCUACGUCGGAAGUGAGCACGUCUCACGACUCGGAACUUGGGGAGCGCCAACCCCUGUUGGGCUCUCCCUCCUCCUCCGCGCCCAAGGAUGACGGGUGGGCGCCGCCGCGGCACUUCGUCUGGAUCGAGAUGGCUAUUAUGGCCAACGUCUUCCUCUACGGCUUCGACGGCACCAUCACUGCGGCGACAUACGCCGUCAUCAGCUCCGAGUUCGGCGCCACCAACAAUGCGUCCUGGCUCACCACUUCCUACCUCAUCACGAGCACUGCCUUCCAGCCCUUGUACGGCCGCGUAUCCGACAUCUUCGGUCGCCGCAUUUGCUUCUUCUUCUCCACCAUAACCUUUGCCCUUGGCUGUCUUGGCUGCGGCCUCGCCCACAAUAUGAUCCUCCUUGACUGCAUGAGGGCCCUGGCUGGGUUUGGCGGCGGAGGACUUAUGUCUAUGGCUACCAUCGUCAAUUCGGAUAUGAUCCCCUUCCGCAAACGUGGAAUGUACCAGGCGAUGCAGAACGCCAUUUUCGGAUUUGGGUCCAUAUCCGGAGCCUCAUUCGGGGGCUCCAUAGCCGACCGCAUCGGAUGGCGUUGGUGCUUCCUCCUACAAGUACCUAUUUCUAUAGCGGCAUUCAUUCUUGGCUACAUGGUUAUCGAGAACCAGGACACCGUCAACCUCCACGGGGGCUCCAGCUUCAAGGAGAUCUGGCGCAUAGUUGACUUUUCCGGCUCUCUGCUUUUGGUCGUAGCCAUAGUGGUACAACUCGUGGGACUGAGCUUGGGCGGCAACGAAUUGCCCUGGAGCAGUCCCCUGGUUAUAGGGUUGUUGGUCGCAAGCGUCUUGCUCUUUGGCCUAUUCCUCGUCGUCGAAUCCAAGACUACCGCGAUACCCGUCAUUCCUUUGCGGAUGUUGAAAGGACGCUUUCCUAUCACAAUCCAGAUAGCGAACCUCUUCGCGGGCCUUUCUUCCUACUCAUAUAUUUUCCAACUACCCUUAUUUUUCCAGACAGUAUUGCUCGAUUCCGCUGCUGUUGCCGGAGCACGUCUUGCUAUCCCGUCCCUGGCAACGCCUACUGGAGGCGUCAUCGCCGGUAUAGUCAUGUCGCGAUGGGGUAAACUACCGAUCCUUAUCCGGGUUGGUGCCGCUUUCAUGCUAAUCGGGACGGGACUGGUAACUUCUUUAAGUUUUGUGGAUUCUAAUUGGAAGUAUUUCGUCUAUAUUAUUCCUAAUAAUUUAGGUGUAGGCUUGAUUUAUCCAAGCAUCUUAUUCACCUCCUUGGCUACAUUCGAGCACGCCGAUCACGCUGUGUGCUCGUCUACGGUCUACCUCAUAAGAUCUCUUGGCGCCGUUUGGGGCGUGUCCAUCACUUCUGCCAUAGUCCAGACCACGCUCAGCGUCCGGCUCCCAGAGGCCUUGAGUGACGUACCAGAUAAAGCGAGAAUUAUCGACGCUAUCCGGCAUUCGACCGAAGUGCUACGCGAGUUGCCCCCCGAUAUUCAACUCAAGGCGCGUAUGGUGUACCACGAGGCACUGAGACACUCGUUUGCUACAUCUGCCACGUUCGCGUUUAUCACCUUCUGCGCCUCGAUGCUCGCCAACGGCAAGACCCUGCGCAAAACGAGCGGCUAAGCAGUUGUGCCAGGGCUAUCCUCGGCUCUGCGAGUUUGGUUCGUAGUCGUGGGUGACGCGUUAUUGCAUGCUGGCUAAACAAUGGUUGAAUACAUCGCUCAAUGGUUUUAAAAAUGAGGUCCACCCCUGAAAACAUGAAUAAUAGACUGGUGUAACGAGGUUGUAUCAUUUUCGGACGACUUUGACAAUAACUACAGCUUGUUACCUAACCUGUUCAAGUUAUUUAUUCCUAGAUGAUGUAGGUAUAAUACGUGGUGUACCUAGAUUGUGUUCGCUCUAGAGCCGAACAUUUGGUUUAGGGGUAGCCGUGGCAGUAUUAAGCUAAAAUAAGAGCCCCUUGGACACCUCUUAGAUAGAACGAAGGGAUCUCUUUAUAACUCUCAGAUCACUUCG